AUGGUAGGGAUAUGGGGAAUGUCCAACGUAGGCAAAACAACUUUGGCCAAAGCCAUUUAUAAUGAAAUGGAUCGCACAUUUGAGAGAAGGUGUUUCCUUUCAGAUAUUAGCAGAGAAGUUUGGGAGCAAGGUAAUGGCGUCUUAGUGCGUUUACAAAACCAACUGCUUCUUGAAAUAUGUAAAAUAACAAAUAUGAAGAUAAAUAGCAUUGAAGAAGGAACAAUCACAUUGAAGUAUAGACUUUGCCAUGAAAGGGCAUUUGUUGUGCUUGAUGGUGUUAGAGAACAUGAGCAUCUAAAUGCUUUAUGUGGAAGUCAUGAAUGGUAUGGUCAAGGAAGUAUAAUAAUCAUCACUUCUGUAAAUAUGAUUCUACUCUCAAGAGUGCAUUAUACAUAUGGAGUGAGAUUUAUGUGUAAAGAUGAGUCUAUUGAGCUUUUCAGCUGGCAUGCAUUUAAGCAAGCAAAUCCGGCAAAAGAAUUUAUUGGACUUUCUAGCGGUAUAGUUGCUUUAGGGGGAGUGCCACUAAUGCUUGAAGUCCUGGGCUCUUAUUUGUUUGGUAAAGAAGUGACAGAGUGGAAAGUUGCAUUGGAGAAACUAAAAAGAAAUCCUGAUAAAGAUUUACGAGACAUAUUAAAAAUAAGUUUCGAUGGUUUAAAUGAGGAAAUGGAGAGGUAA
This is a messenger RNA of Prosopis cineraria, 675 nucleotides long. RefSeq names its product disease resistance protein Roq1-like. Gene Ontology annotation, biological process: defense response. Gene Ontology annotation, molecular function: ADP binding. NCBI's taxonomy places the organism in Eukaryota, Viridiplantae, Streptophyta, Magnoliopsida, Fabales, Fabaceae. The record is from RefSeq and is a predicted model, not a curated record. Bases 1 to 675 code for a protein of 224 amino acids. The transcript has a single exon.